AUGUCACUGAGAGCCGAAAGCCAUGCAGCUACAUCGACGCUGAAGAAGAUCGCUGCAGACAUGAGCAACAUCAUCGAGAGCCUGGACACCAGGGAGCUCCACUUCGAGGGGGAGGAGGUUGACUCGGAGGUGCUAAAUGACCCAAAAGGCACCGUGUGCAUUCCCUUCUCUGCCGUCUAUCACACCCAUGGGUUCAAAGAGCCGGCCACGCAGACGUACCUCACGGGAUGUCCUGUUCGAGUGCGUGUGUUGGAAGUUGAACGCUUUACUUCCACAAAGAAGGUACCAAGCCCCAACGUUUACACCAUCGAGCUGACCCAUGGAGAGUUCACCUGGCAGGUGAAAAGGAAGUUCAAGCACUUCCAGGAGUUUCACAGGGAGCUGCUGAGGUACAAAGCCUUCGUCCGCAUCCCGAUCCCUACCAGGAGUCACACGGUGAGAAGACAAUCCAUCAAAAGGGGAGAACCGAGGCAGAUGCCGAGCCUGCCGCACACCGCGGAGAGCACGGUGCGGGAAGAGCACUUCUCCAGCAGGAGGAAACAGCUGGAAGACUACUUGACAAAGAUCCUAAAAAUGCCAAUGUACAGGAACUACCAUGGAACAAUGGAGUUCAUUGGAGUAAGCCAGCUGUCAUUCAUCCAUGACCUGGGACCAAAGGGCAUAGAAGGGUUCAUCAUGAAGCGCUCCGGGGGCCACCGCAUACCUGGUCUGAACUGCUGCGGCCAAGGAAGGAUGUGCUACCGAUGGUCCAAAAGGUGGCUGGUGGUGAAGGACUCUUUCCUGCUGUACGUGAAGCCUGACUCGGGGGCCAUUUCCUUUGUCCUGCUGGCAGAUAAGGAAUUCAACAUUAAGAUAGGCCAGAAAGAAACAGAAACCAAAUAUGGGUUGCAGAUCGACAAUCUCUCCAGGUCGCUGAUUUUGAAGUGUAACAGCUACAGACAUGCCCAGUGGUGGAGGCAGGGCAUAGACGAGUUCAUUCGGAAGCACGGCAAGGACUUCCUCACAGAGCACCGCUUCGGCUCGUACGCAGCCGUGCAGGAGAACACGCUGGCCAAGUGGUAUGUAAAUGCUAAGUGGUACUUUGAAGAUGUUGCAAAUGCCAUGGAAGCUGCUAAGGAGGAAAUUUUCAUCACGGAUUGGUGGCUGAGCCCAGAAAUCUUCAUGAAACGACCCGUUGUGGAAGGAAAUCGCUGGCGGCUGGACUGCAUCCUCAAGCGGAAAGCACAACAAGGAGUGAGAAUUUUUGUUAUGUUGUACAAAGAGGUGGAGCUUGCCCUGGGGAUCAACAGUGAAUAUAGCAAGCGGACACUCAUGCACCUCCAUCCAAACAUUAAGGUGAUGAGACACCCAGACCACGUGUCCUCCUCAGUGUAUCUCUGGGCCCACCACGAGAAGCUCGUCAUCGUUGACCAGUCCGUGGCAUUUGUGGGUGGCAUCGACUUGGCAUACGGCAGGUGGGAUGAUGACGAGCAUCGCCUGACCGACGUGGGCAGCGUGAAACGGGCGGCGAGUGCUCCGAACUUGUGGGUACUUGGGCCCUCAGCGGCGGAGUCGUCCGAACAUGUGCCCCUGCAGUCUCAAGCUCUGUCCCCAGAAAGCCACUUGCUCCAGAGGAAUGCUGAUGAUGCCCCAGACAUAGCAAAAAUGAAAGGAGUAGGAAAACCCAAAAAGUUUUCGAGGUUCAGUAUUUACAAGCACCUCCAUAAACACGGCAUGCACCAUGCUGACAGCGUCAGCAGCAUAGACAGUGAAUCAAGUUACUGUAACCCCACUAGGAGUCAACCGAAUAUAAUCCAGAGUUUAAAGCCCCAUCUGAAAAUGUUCCAUCACCACACUGAAUCCAAACAGGGGCUCGCUGAGCCUCAGGAGGAUAAAGGAUCCAUCCGCAGCUUGAAGACAGGUGUUGGUGAGCUGCUUGGGGAAACCAGGUUCUGGCAUGGAAAAGACUACUGCAACUUUGUCUUCAAAGACUGGGUUCAACUUGACAAACCUUUUGCUGACUUCAUUGACAGAUACACCACCCCGAGGAUGCCCUGGCAUGACAUCUCCUCCGUGGUGCACGGCAAAGCGGCACGCGAUGUCGCCCGACACUUCAUCCAGCGCUGGAACUUCACCAAGAUUAUGAAGCCUAAGUACCGGUCCCUGUCCUACCCAUUCCUGUUGCCAAAAUCUCAGCAAACUGCUAACGAGUUGAAAUACCAGGUGCCCGAGGCUGUUCAUGCCACAGUCCAGGUGAUCCGUUCUGCUGCUGACUGGUCGGCCGGCAUUAAGUACCACGAGGAGUCCAUCCACAACGCCUACGUCAGCGUGAUAGAAAACAGCAAGCACUACAUCUAUAUAGAAAACCAGUUCUUUAUUAGCUGUGCCGAUGACAAAGUUGUCUGGAACAAGAUCGGCGAUGCAAUUGCUCGGAGGAUACUUAAAGCUCACAGGGAAAACAAGCGCUUCCGAGUGUACGUGGUGAUCCCGCUGCUGCCUGGCUUUGAAGGAGACAUUUCCACCGGCGGGGGGAACGCGCUGCAGGCCAUAAUGCACUUCAACUACAGGACCAUGUGCCGAGGAGAAAACUCAAUCCUGGGCCAGCUGAAGACAGAGGUUGGAGACAAGUGGAUCAACUACAUAUCAUUCUGUGGACUUCGAACAUAUGCAGAGUUGGAAGGGAAACUAGUCACAGAGCUCAUCUAUGUUCACAGCAAACUGCUUAUUGCUGAUGACAACACAGUUAUAAUCGGCUCUGCCAACAUCAACGACCGCAGCAUGCUGGGCAAGCGGGACAGCGAGAUGGCCAUCCUCGUGCAGGACACCGAGACUGUCCCCUCUGUGAUGGACGGAGAGGACUACAGCGCCGGGAGGUUUGCCCAGUCCCUCCGGCUGCGGUGCUUCAGGGUUGUCCUUGGCGGCUCCGAUCUCAGCCCGGAACACCAGGAUCCCGUCUGUGACAAAUUCUUCAAGGAGGUGUGGAUCGCUACGGCAGCUCGCAAUGCCACCAUCUUCGACAAGGUUUUCCGAUGCCUUCCCAGUGACCAGGUGAACAAUUUAACCCAACUGCGUGAUUUCAUCAACAAGCCCAAAUUAGCGAAUGAUGAUCCUGCGAAAGCAGCAGAAGAAUUAAAAAAGAUUCGUGGUUUUUUAGUACAAUUCCCCUUUCGUUUUCUGGAGGAAGAGUACUUGCUUCCUUCUGUGGGAACAAAGGAGUCCAUGGUACCCAUAGAGGUUUGGACUUAA
Molecule: messenger RNA, 3225 nt
Organism: Leptosomus discolor (cuckoo roller)
Lineage: Eukaryota; Metazoa; Chordata; Aves; Leptosomiformes; Leptosomidae
Gene: PLD1
Product: phospholipase D1
Biological process (GO): regulation of vesicle-mediated transport; phosphatidic acid biosynthetic process; phospholipid catabolic process
Cellular component (GO): plasma membrane region; intracellular membrane-bounded organelle
Molecular function (GO): D-type glycerophospholipase activity; phosphatidylinositol binding
Source: RefSeq, a predicted model, not a curated record